AACAGACAGGAGUCAACUCGCAAUUGUGACUGGAGCGAUAUCAACUAAUGACUUUAGUUGUUACCAAUUGAAUGAACACAGCGUUUAAUAACUGUGGUAGAAAUUGAACGUGACGACAUAUCAUGAGUCGUUACUAGUCAUUAAGGCUGUCUUGUUAGCCUAGCUUAGCCUAGCCUAGCAUAGCCUAGCCUUCUUGCUAAGCAGCGUUGCUCAACACAGUUUGGACAGAGAUGUGUCACAAAGAGGAAGGGGGCUGUACCAGUGACACCUAGCAGCGAGCAAGACUACAGAGCUGCCGUUCAUGUCAUAUUGUGCUAAACUUGAGUUGGUUGAGUAGGUUUUCUUCGAGACUGGAGCUUUCUACGAGGCGGUCACAACAUGUUGUCGUUCCCUUCGCCGGGCUCCCAGCAGCGGGUAGGUCCGUCCGGACAGUCCGGGAGGAACAAGGUGGCCUUGAAGCCAGGCCACAGUUUGAUGGACUGGAUCCGGUUUUCAAAGAGUGGAAAAGAUCUGACCGGGCUCAGAGGGCGUCUGAUUGAAGUGACCCAAGAAGAGCUGAAGAAACACAACAAGAGAGAUGACUGCUGGACGUGUAUAAGAGGCUUGGUUUACAAUGUUACCCCCUACAUGGACUACCAUCCUGGAGGAGAGGAGGAGCUGAUGAAGGCAGCUGGGAUAGACGGCACUGAACUCUUUGACCAGGUCCAUCGGUGGGUGAACUACGAGUCUAUGUUGAAAGAAUGCCUGGUGGGCAGGAUGUCCACUUUGCCCACCACGACAAUUAAAGCUAUGAAUCCACCUCCACCACCGACUAGCCUCGCCCCACCUACCUCGUUGGCUCCUCCCCCAGACAAAGACUCCCGACCUCGGUACGACUGGUUCCAGACUGAAGCUUCUGUUCAUCUGGUUGUUUAUGCCAAAAGGAAGAUACCUGGCUCAGGCUGUACCGUCGUUGACCUCGAGGCCGGCGUCUUUCGACUGCAAGUGCUGCUGGGAAAAAUGUCCUACAUGCUUCAUUUACGUCUGGCUGAAGACGUUGAGGGAAACGUCGCUGUUCACACAGCGUUCACAGUGGGAAAGAUCCAGAUCACCAUGCGCAAGCAGGCUAAAGGAAAAUGGACAAGUCUAGGUCAGCCGCUGGAAUCCCACAAUACAUUUCUACGCCAUAAAGACAGAGCUGUCUAUCAUCGGGAUUGUGUGUUGGUGUCAAAGACUGAAGUGAACCAUAACACUCAUGUGUUCAGAUUGCAACUACCACGUGGGACUGUCAUGCAUGUGCCUGUUGGAAAACACGUCUACCUCAAAGCACUUAUUCAAGACACAGAGGUUGUGAGGCCAUACACUCCAGUAGACCAGAAUCUAGCAGCAGCCUCCUGUCAGUCACCACAAGAUUCAGACCUGUACCUCAUGAUCAAAGUCUACCCCGAUGGAGUCAUCACUCCACAUCUCAACAGUCUGAGCAUCGGUGACCAUAUAUCUGUCAGCGGUCCAGAGGGUACCUUUAGCCUCCGCCCCCUUCGUGAUGUCACAGACCUCUACCUGUUGGCAGCAGGCACAGGUUUCACACCCAUGGCUCGUCUCAUCCGACUGGUCCUGCAGGAUAUCGACACCAUCAGAAAAAGCAAGCUGCUCUUUUUUAACCGACGAGAGGAGGACAUUCUGUGGCGCUGUCAACUGGAUGCACUCGCUGCUAAUGAUGAAAGGUUUCAGGUGGAGUACGUCCUCUCUGAGCCCUGUGAAGGCUGGACCGGCAGGAGGGGCCGGGUGGAUGAAUCCAUGCUCAAGGAUUUCCUCAACAGGCCAGAUGGGUCCAAAUGUUAUGUGUGUGUGUGUGGCCCCACUGCAUUUACAGAGCUAACAAUAGGGUUGUUGAAGCAGCAAGGCUUCAGUGAAGAGGAGCUCCACGCCUUCCAGGGCUGAUGAGUUCUGCCGACCCUUCACCCCCACCCUCAACCCCCCGAACUGCAAAGACUGUGUGUGCCUGACCCGAUGAUGCUGACAGCAGACAAAAACAGCCCAGAAGCAAACACUGAAGUCAUCCUAUGGGCUUUGCAAAUCAAAAUAAAGCUUUGUAUCCUUCUGUGAAUGCUGUCCACCUCAUAUUUAGCUUGUGAUUGACAAUGUAAAACACUGUUUCUAACAAUAGUCCUUGCCAAAGCUUGUUCCUUUCAGGUACACAACCUGCAGCUGAUGGUGAAUGUGCUGAAGUGACAGAGUGCUUUUUGUGCAGUUUUAUAAGUAUAACUUAACUGAGGUGGAACUGGGCAGCUGGGGCUCGUCACAUGGUUGGCAGUUUGAUCCUCCACUCUUUCAUCCACAUGUCGAAAAUUGCUCCUGGUGGUCAGGCCAUUUACCAUUUAGCCCCCUAUGACAUACAGUGUGUUGACUUUAUCUGACACAAGAGAACGAAUCAAUAGUGGUAUGACAUUCAUUACAAACAGCAGCUGGCUCAUGAAUCAACUGUCAAUCAAAAAGAUUUCUUUUUUUUUUAUCCGCCAGGUCAGAUAUAACAGUAAAGUUGAUAUCUGAGCAAAUGAAGACACAAAUCCCUCCCUGAUUAUGAGUUUGAUCUUUCCUGAUAAGACACAAAUUGUGAGUAGUAAUAUCAAAUAUAUACAAAAUCACAGCCAAGGAACAGAUUGUCCAUUUUUCAAAUUCCUUACAUUGAGCUGAGGAAGAUGUGUUCCUCCGAUCGCCUUUUCCAGCUGCAAAAAUGAAUUUGCGAUGUCUGGUUAUUUCAUGUCUGAAAUAUGUCCUUCAAAAGUAGCAUCUGUCACAGUGCUGUAUCUUACACCUUUUUGAGCCAGGAAAGGCCUGACACUUUGAUGAACAUCUUUAGACAUUAGUAGACAAUAGUAUACAAGUCCAGCUGUGUUCACUUGCAUGCUACUCGAGGACAAAGGUCGUUUGCCAUAUUCUUAAUUCCCUGAUGAGUGUAGGAAAGAGAACAAGCUCAGUUUACCUAAGCCCAAGUUAGAAGGCAAACCAUUGCUGGCUUUGUUGCAAGGGACUUACAAAAGAUGCAAAUACUGCAUGAGAUAAAAAACUGCUUUGAAAGUCAAUCUAAGAUCUGGACCUGCAACCCUGUGGGGUGCUGUUCCUGCACCUCCAUAAUUGGAACCGUGUGGCCAGAUUAAAAAUACAUUGAAGGUGUCAGUUACAAUUUUCUGAUUUUCUUUAUUUCCCUGAAGAGUCCUCUGGUUUAAACAGAUGUAAGAGCAAAGUGACCUUUCAGUCAGGCGUUCUGAUCAUGAAAUCCUGUCAAGCCUGUGAAAUGUUCAUCAAGUAUUCUACACACCUGCAGGGAGCUGCAGGAUAAAAGCUCCCAGGAAAUUAACUUAGACAUCUUUUAUUUCAAAGGCAAAAUAAUAGAAAGGCAACUCCUGGCAGAUAAAAUCACAUGGCUUGGUUGGGCAGUUGGUUUGAUGGUUUUAUGUACGAGUAAGAAAAAUUCUGUCGAAUACAAAUUCUUGUAAUCUAUAUAGUUAAAUGUUUUGUAGGAGCCAGUUUUGAAACCUUAACCCAUGUCUUUCCUGCUUAGAUUUUGACCGUGGUGAUCAGUCCCCCUCAUGGAAGUGACAUACUGGACUCUGCUGAUAGUGUACCAUUUCACAAAAAAGUGAAACAGUCAUGUCCCGUGUGGGAUCAAGGAUGUUAACCGCAAACAUUCUGCACAGUGUUUCAGUUUCUCCACGCCAGUGACUCAUCACUGAGAACACCUGUUCCACUGUGGCCACUUCUUCCCUGACCUCCGACACCCCCUACAGGUAUGAUUCUGGGCUCCAUCUUUGAAGUUACAAUUGUCCCGUUUCCAUUAAGGAAGUUCCAGGUCCUCUGUCCUCUCAGCCGUUGUGUCUCCAUUGCAGAGUAGGACCCUGAUAGGACCCACCUGACUCUGGAGUCCUGUCAUACAGCUGUUCCUGCGCCCCACCACCUCCCCAUCUCUGCCAUUCUCUACAGGAUCUGCAGUCUAUUCCCAUCUUCCAUCUUCUCUUCAGUCUCAUCAGUAAUCACCACCACCAGUGUCUGGACUUCAUGGGGGAUCUACAUAUAUAUGCAGCCAUUCAGGGAUGAUUACUCAUGGAGUUCAAGUGCCAAAGACUUUAUCAUUACUAAGAUUUUGUUCAUUACAUAUUUACAAUAAAUAUCUUUCUAUUCA
Scomber scombrus (Atlantic mackerel) is the source of this 4159-nucleotide messenger RNA. Its product is annotated as cytochrome b5 reductase 4. The coding region runs from base 379 to 1920 and encodes 513 amino acids. The transcript is spliced from 19 exons. Gene Ontology annotation, biological process: superoxide metabolic process; generation of precursor metabolites and energy. The record is from RefSeq and is a predicted model, not a curated record. Gene Ontology annotation, cellular component: endoplasmic reticulum. Lineage: Eukaryota; Metazoa; Chordata; Actinopteri; Scombriformes; Scombridae. Gene Ontology annotation, molecular function: oxidoreductase activity; heme binding.